AUGGAUAGUUCGAGACUUCGUGUUGUUUUAUCAAGCGUCUUGAUUUUUGCAGCUUCCACUUCUGGUCAAUUAGAAGAACUAUGUGCAAACAACGAUCCCUCCAAAGAGUGUCUCCUCCGGGAAGCUUACUACCCCCAAGGACUCUGGAACCAUUUUGCAGGAUUUUAUUGCUACAACUACACCAAUGAUGCCAGACUGCACUACAAGUAUAAUUAUACUAGCCAACGUGUAAUGUGCAAUAAUAAAGUGGCUGGAGUACCAGCGGCAAUCAUAGACGACACCACAACCGCUGUAUACGACUACAAAAACUUGACUGCAUUGACUUACAUAAUGAGAUCUUUCAAAUCCGAGGCACUGUUCAACAAUUUCCUGACAUGCUGCCGAGAGGCUGAAAAUUGUUGCUCCGAACACAUGGACAAUAUCAACAUCAUGACCAGUGAGUAG
This is a messenger RNA of Phaedon cochleariae (mustard beetle), 444 nucleotides long. Lineage: Eukaryota; Metazoa; Arthropoda; Insecta; Coleoptera; Chrysomelidae. The record is from the annotation of a GenBank genome assembly.